Molecule: messenger RNA, 1578 nt
Organism: Aureobasidium vineae
Lineage: Eukaryota; Fungi; Ascomycota; Dothideomycetes; Dothideales; Saccotheciaceae
Source: the annotation of a GenBank genome assembly
UACCAAAGCGACUUGCGUUGCGCGAUACACCCUUGGUCGAGAGAUAGUCGACAAGCCGGGCCCUACGUCCCACAACCUCAAAAUGUCAUUCUCCCAACUGUCUACACCAAGGCUGUGCAGUCCUGGUUGUAUGGUGCUGUCGUGGAGACUUCCCAACCCGCCUUGACCCCGCCGUGGACGAAAGAUAGUUGGAGCUUCCUUCCACUAGAUUUGAUGGACCUGCAGAACGCUGUUUCCCCAAUGAACGAGCUGCACACAUGGUUCCCAGGAAGAACACGUAAUGUCUCAUUUCCAACAGUGGCUAUCCGUGCAAGGUUGCAGUGUGUGCCGCUCGACUAUCCCCAGAACAAGUCAGCCUGGAUCGAAAAGCUAGACUUCAGUAGUCCAGGAUGGAAUGCUUCUAAUAGGCCUCAUGGUCUGACCCACGGUUACACUUUGAUUGGUCCUGCUAAUGCACUUGGCGAUUCCAACUUCACCUGUUGUGCCAACGAGACUAGCGGUAUCAUCGGAGAUGCGGCCGUUGGUUACUGGGUCAACUAUGAUCAGUCAUCCAAAAUGUAUCAAGAUCAUCUGUACGCUACUUGGAUCGUUGGUCGCCCUCUGAAUGGGACAUUCCAACCGUCUAAUGCCGAGGCAAAUGUCAUUGCCGAAGUAGAGACUGGGACGAUCCUGGUGUACAACAUCACCGCUCAAGCAAAGAACGCCGCUGUCGCGUGGUCAGAUGAUUUUCUCGAGCACCGCGCCUCUGUUGACUAUGGAUGUGAGUCUUUUCAUUAUACAAUUCAGGAAGAGAAUGUCACUGUCAGCUGGGGCAACUUCUUCUGGGAUACCUUAGUCAAUUCUGGACGUUCUCUUAGUAUCAUGAAUGGUCCCUUUGACUCUGAGUAUAUCAAGCCUUCUCAAUAUCGCACAUUCAACUUCCAGGUCAAUGGUCUCAACACCGAUUUCAUGUCGUUUGCCAUGUUGGCGCUCGCGAACAACAGUAAGGAGGCUUUGCUUGAUCGGAAGACCUACAUGGAGCUGGCCAGUACAACAUUUGGAGUGUUCUUCAAGCAUUAUGCCGCUGAGAAUAUCACAAGGUCCUCUGGAGGUCACAUCUAUGAGCCCAUUGGUUCUGUCAUCAAUGAAACCAAUAGGACACUGGUAUCUAACUACCAAGGAGCCCUUGCGACAGACGAUCAGGUUGAUACAACACACCCAACCAUUUUGGCGACCUACUCCAUACCCAUCGAGCAAUUAGUCAUGUCUCCCAUUGCGGUCUACCUCUGCCUUUCGAUCCUCGCACUCCUAGUUCUCACCACUGUCAUCAUGUACUCGGCCAAUCGCAGUCACUCCAAGGUACUUCCUCGAGACGUGGAUACUUUAGCUAGCACGCUUGCUUUUGUCCAUGGAAGUGAUAGAUUGCUAGACUGGGCUCAAGAUGGAGCUUCGACGAAACCAUGGUAUAAGCUUCCAUCUCGGAAAGACAGGCUGGCACGGCAGCAGUCCAAGAAGUUGAUGGCACAGAUGGGACCACUUAAGGACCAAGACGGCAACGACGCUUGGGGUAUCGAGUUGGUAGAAACUAAGGGUAUGGCC